UCUCACAAUAUGAGAUGAUUGAAAAACCCGUUUCUUUUCUCAAGUUUCCAAAUUAUUCAAUCAAUCUUCCCACAAAUCAUAAUACAAUACAUGUUCAAGCCCCCAUAUUCUUUCUCUUUCCUACGUGGCACACUCACAAUGCUUUAUUUUAUACUAUCUGAAAGCCUUUUUUUUCUCAAUUUUUCAAAGCCUUGUGCGGUUCUGCCUUACAAUUUUUGAAAGCUUCUUCAUUCUCUAUUAUUCAGCCGUUACUUUUCUCAUACUUAUCUCACAAUAUGAGAUGAUUGAAAAACCCGUUUCUUUUCUCAAGUUUCCAAAUUAUUCAAUCAAUCUUCCCACAAAUCUCAAACAAUCGGCGCUGUAAUUGAGAGAUUCAGUCUCUCUCUCUUUCAAUUUCGAUGGCACAAAUUAGAGAUGUGCUUCAUCCAUGGCUGCAAACGCCUCUUCUCGACAACUACAGAUUCAUCCAUGGCUGCAAACGAGGCAGAUUCAGUCUCUCUAUCUCUUUCAAUUUCAAUGGCCCAAAUUUGGGAGGUGCUUCAUCCAUGGCUGCACCCCACGCUACAGAUCCAUGAUUCAAGCCUAUUCCUCUACAAGUGGGCUUUAGAAAUUGCAGAGAGAGGGAAAAGUUGCAUGUCAUUUUUCAUCCUUGGAGCAACAACAGGAAAACAGAGGGACUUUGGAGGAGUGGAGAAGGGAGAUGAUCAGGCUACACGGCUUGAUCCUCGGAAAAAAAACAUUAGCUCAGAUUUUUCAAGAUGACUCUUUUAGGGAGUUUGAGUUCAGGUAGUAUUUAUUUGCCUGUCAAGCUAAGGUAUGAAAGUUAAUCAUAAACAUGCUUAGGUUUGUUUCGUAAUAUGUGUCAUGUAUGCCAUGAUGAUCUAUCAUAAUACAGGCUUCCCUUCUAUUAUUAUGUUUUUCUACUACAAUAUUUUUACAUUAAGAAUUAUGUUGUGGAUAUCUCAAUGAAUUGGUUGUUCUAUGUGACAUAUUCUCUUUGUUUUUCUCUAAAAAAAAUUAUUACUGCUUUCAUUAUCUUUUGCUUUAACCUUCACGCAUGCUCCAAAAAGGGUUUCUGUGACUUCAACUUCUCUUUAAAUUAAAACGUCCAUUUGAGGUUGCAUCAUUCUUUCAUAAUCAGCUUCUCAGGGGCAUUAGCUUUGCAUGAGGUAUUAGCAUUGAGUUCUGAUGGAUUCUUAUCUUAAUUACAUUGUGUUGAAUUUUUCGCCUUUUAUGUGUUGGGUUCUCUCAGAGUAUGUUGCCAUUUUGUAUGCGUGAAGUCUGGGUAAUCACAGCUUGCUUGGCGUUAAUCGGUGCAACUGCUUCUAACUAUGAAGAUGGAUUAGCAGCACCUUAUGUUGAAAAGGAGUUUUACUUGGUCCAAGGGGAGUUAUAUACUUUAGAAAAGGUAACAAUGCAAUUUCAUAAGAGUAGUUUUAGAAAACUGAGAGUGUAUAGUAUCUCUCUGUUUCCUUGCCAAUACAAGCGCAGAGAAUGUACAUUUGCCUGGAAGUUGGUCAUGAAAUGCUGAUAUUUGCUAGCA
Messenger RNA from Salvia miltiorrhiza (redroot sage), 1543 nucleotides. RefSeq lists its product as uncharacterized. The record is from RefSeq and is a predicted model, not a curated record. The coding region runs from base 415 to 762 and encodes 115 amino acids. The transcript is spliced from 3 exons. Lineage: Eukaryota; Viridiplantae; Streptophyta; Magnoliopsida; Lamiales; Lamiaceae.